Messenger RNA from Mesorhabditis spiculigera, 1380 nucleotides. The record is from the annotation of a GenBank genome assembly. NCBI's taxonomy places the organism in Eukaryota, Metazoa, Nematoda, Chromadorea, Rhabditida, Rhabditidae.
AUGCUGUUCACCCUGCUCCGCUUCUUGUUGGCCCGGACUUACUACCAUCCUCCGGCCGACAGUGAUGAUGAGGAUACGGGAUCGGCUCCGGCGACUUCUGGAUCGCCCUCCCGAACUUCCAGCUCAACAUCGGAUCUUCAAGUGAAGCCCGCCACAAAGAUCAACACCAAAGAAGCAAAAACUCCAGCGCCUAAGAAGCGUGUCGGCACGGGCCUCCUCGUCUUCGACGAGUUCAAGGCGUUGCCCAUCAAGCUGCAGCACAUGCUCUUGGCCCGGCUGACCCCGCUGGAGUGGCUGACCCUCAUUACCGCCAUGCCAAAACGCUACUACAUAGCCGCCGACGGAGCGCACGCCUUUCCCUGCCAAGGAAUUGGGGAAUAUUUGCGAAAUGGGGUCGCCAUCAUUCGCAAGGGGGUUGAUGGCACUCAGCAAUACUACGAGACAUGCUACGUUCGCCAGUCGAAGCGCAACCAGCAUAACGAAAUGCAGUUGCUGAGGUUGGACCGAAAGCACGACCGGAUGAUGUACAUCAUCGAGGACAAGUGGUGGAGUAACGCUGAAAAGAAGCUCCAGCAACUACGUGAAGAACACAACACCCUCCUCUUCAGCAACGCCCAUACCGAUAGGUUCCACCGCGGUCAGCAACCCGGGCCCUAUCCCGGUCAGAGGGCCGACCGCUUCUGCGACUCGAGCUCAGCUACUCCCGAAUCGUUCCGACGGGGAAUGGAACAAUGUCAAGCCCACAGUUACUCGGCCAACAUGGAGGUGCCCGCCCAUCAUAAUUCGAGCCUGCAACUGAUCCAGGCCAUCGCGGAGUUCGAGAGGCCCCUCAAACGCCUCGACAUCGCCAUCGGCCACUCGGUAGACGAACUUCAUGCCCUCUGCAACGUGACGGCCCCAGAGAUGCACAUCCGCUUCUUCCUGGUUUCCGACGAGGAGCGUGGCUCCCGCUCCCCGGCCGACCAACUGGCCUACAUCAACGCGGGGCGGGCCGUCGGCAAGGCGUGGCGCGAGCUGGAGAUGCAGCGCUCGUGGAUUCGCGUCGUCCAGGAUCUCAGCUCCGAGGGUCGGAUGUAUUCCAAGUGGCAAUAUCACACCAGCCCCAGCCAGCAGGCAAAUGUCGACAAGAAACGCCAUCUUCUGUGCUCUGAGAUCCGCUCCUUCCUCGAUCGCUACGACCAAAUUUCGCGCCGUGAGCUGGCCAUCGACAUGCUGGCUCACACCUCCAAGAUCAGGGACGACCUGGAACUUGACGUGCUUGAACUGAAACUUCACUGGUGCGUCCGCGCCCACUCCUACAUUGACGCCUACCGCACUGGGCGCAUCUACGAGAACCCGACGCCGGCGCCAUGGGCGAUAAAUGAUCCGCGCCGCCGAACG